UCAUUAUUAUUAUAGUCUCUUUUUUUUUUUUCUCGAAAACGUAAAAACUUUUGCAGGCUGUUUUUUGGUCAAGGCCAUUUUUCUUCCCCUUCCAAGAUGUCACCGCGCUGCCUUCCAUUAAUAUUAAUAUUAAUACUAUUUUUAUUUUUUAAGAAGCUCCAUUAAAAUAAUAUUUAAAUCAACAUUAUCGACUGGUUUCCACUUACCCAUUCUAUGUACUCUGUCUUUGUCUGCUCAUGGUUGCUUUCAUGUUUAUCUUCUUUUCUUUUCUGGUUUUGGCUUUAAUUUCUUCUCCACUAUUAUCUUCUUCAGCUUCUGAUACGUUAAAUGGAGGCCACUCUCUGUCCGUCGAGAAAUCACACGCCGACGUUUUAGUUUCUCCUAACGGCACUUUCUCUGCCGGUUUUCAAGCCGUUGGCGACAAUGUGUACUGCUUCGCCGUAUGGUUUAAAAACCACCCAGCUGACCCCAAUAUAUCCGAGGUGGUAUGGAUGGCGAACCGUGACGUUCCGGUCAAUGGAAAACGCUCAAAGCUGUCUCUGCUAAAAUCUGGUAAACUUGUUUUAACUGACGCUAAUAGGAUUGUUGUUUGGGCCACGGACACUUUUUCAUACUUGUCUGUUUCCUUACACCUCAACGACCUUGGUAACCUUGUCUUGACCAAUUCAGAGCAUGUUGUUCUAUGGCAAAGCUUUGAUUCACCCACAGACACCCUCCUUCCGCUUCAACCACUCACCAGGACCACUAAGCUUGUUUCGUCAAGAAGCCAGAGCAACGUCUCUUCUGGUUUCUAUACCUUUUAUUUUGACAAUAACAACCUCCUUAGCCUCCUUUUUGAUAACCAGAACAUUUCAAGUGUUUAUUGGCCAUCACCUUGGCUUGUGAGUUGGGAAGCCGGUAGAUCAACGUACAACAGUAGCAGAGUUGCAAUUCUAAAUUCCUUCGGUAAUUUUAGUUCUUCCGAUGAUUUAACGUUUUUGUCCACAGAAUAUGGUUCACUAAUGCAGAGAAGAUUGAAGGUGGACUAUGAUGGUAAUGUCCGAUUGUAUAGUCGGAAAAAAGCAGGUGAUGAAUGGAGCGUUUCAUGGCAAGCCUUUUCAGACCAUGCCAUUUGUGGGCCUAACGGUCUGUGUAGCUACGUUCCCGGUUCUGGUAAGCGGAAAUGCUCUUGCCUUCCAGGUUAUGAGAUAGUAAAUCAUACUGAUUGGUCAUUUGGCUGUCAACCCACAUUCAAAUUCGAAUCUUGCAGCAGAAGUGACUCUAAAUUUCACAGAGUUUCUAGUACAGAUUUCUAUGGAUAUGAUUAUGGCUUCUUCCCAAACAAAACUUACAAUGAGUGCGUAGAUUUAUGCUUAAAGUUGUGCAACUGCAAAGGGUUUCAAUACAAAUUUUCUUUUGAUAAAGGGUAUAAAUGUUUUCCCAAGACGUUACUACUAAAUGGUUUCCAAACCCCUAAUAUUUCUGGAGACAUAUACUUGAGGUUUCCCAUAGACUACAACAUUCCUGAGGAGAAACCCCAUGUUGAUUUUUCUUUAAAUUGCGCCAAUCAAUCAGAUCCUAGUAAUGAAGUGUUGUUGGACUGGACGUAUAACAGAAAGCGUGAGGAUCAAUGGGUCACUUUCAUGUUGUGGAUUGUCUCUGGAUUGGGAGGAUUAGAAAUUGUUUGUUUUCUUAUAGUAUGGUGCGUAUUGUUCAGAACCCAGCGAAAUGAAGCCGAAGACAUGCGAGGCUACCUUCUUGCCACAGCUGGAUUCAAAAGAUUUAGCUUUGCUGAGCUUAAGAAAGCGACCAAAGGUUUCAAAAGGGAGAUCGGAAGAGGCGCCGGAGGAAUUGUGUACAAAGGCGUGUUGUCUGAUGCUAGAGUUGCAGCAAUCAAAAGACUAGACGAAGUUAACCAAGGAGAGGCUGAAUUUCUAGCAGAGGUCAACACCAUUGGGAGGUUAAAUCAUAUGCACUUGAUAGAGAUGUGGGGUUACUGUUCAGAGGGAAAACACAAACUUUUGGUGUACGAGUACAUGGAGCUUGGUUCUUUGAAACAGAAUUUGUCUUCCGAUGUGCUUGAUUGGAAAAAGAGGUUCGAAAUUGCUGCGGGAACUGCUAAAGGCCUUGCCUACUUGCAUGAAGAGUGCUUGGAAUGGAUUUUACAUUGCGAUGUAAAGCCUCAAAACAUACUCUUGGACGCUAAUUAUCAACCAAAAGUGGCCGAUUUUGGUCUGUCUAAGCUACUUAGCAGGGGAGAGAUCAGCAAUCCAAGCGUCUCGAGGGUCAGAGGAACUAGAGGUUAUUUGGCUCCGGAGUGGGUCUCAAACCAGCCAAUCACUUCCAAAGUGGACGUCUACAGCUAUGGGAUUGUUGUGUUGGAGAUGCUGACUGGGAAAAGCCCAAUAGCCAGUGUUCAAGUUGUCAACAGCAGAGGAGAGACAGAGCAUAGAAGAUUAGUGAGUUGGGUGAGGGACAAUAUUAAGGAAACUUCUGGCUUGUGGCUUGAAAAGAUCAUAGAUCCAUCCAUGAAUGGUGAAUAUAACUUGAGAAAGAUGGAAAUGCUUGUGGAAGUAGCCCUUAAAUGCGUUAAGGAUGAUAAAGAUGCAAGGCCUACCAUGAGUCAAGUAGUUGAGAUGCUUGAAGAUCAUUAGCCACACCACAGAUCCAAGGUCCUUUUCAAGUAAUCAAAAGAUAAUUUGCGGGAAGCAUAUUUUGUUUUAGUCUUGUGAUCAUUAGUGUAAGAUCACCUUGAUGGUCUACUUGCUUAAAAUAAAGACGAAGAAAAAUGGCCACCUGUUUAUUAUUUUUAAUAUGUUGAUGAUGUAUAUGGUAUCUUGUAUUUAUUAUUAUGUUCAUAAUUUGGCUGAAAAAUUGUUCAUUAUAUA
This is a messenger RNA of Ziziphus jujuba (common jujube), 2867 nucleotides long. RefSeq names its product putative receptor protein kinase ZmPK1. Gene Ontology annotation, molecular function: protein serine/threonine kinase activity; ATP binding. NCBI's taxonomy places the organism in Eukaryota, Viridiplantae, Streptophyta, Magnoliopsida, Rosales, Rhamnaceae. Gene Ontology annotation, biological process: protein phosphorylation; recognition of pollen. The record is from RefSeq and is a predicted model, not a curated record.